Messenger RNA from Tetrahymena thermophila SB210, 1545 nucleotides. RefSeq names its product leishmanolysin family protein. The record is from RefSeq and is a predicted model, not a curated record. Gene Ontology annotation, molecular function: metalloendopeptidase activity. NCBI's taxonomy places the organism in Eukaryota, Ciliophora, Oligohymenophorea, Hymenostomatida, Tetrahymenidae. Gene Ontology annotation, cellular component: membrane; cytoplasm. Gene Ontology annotation, biological process: cell adhesion; proteolysis. The transcript has a single exon.
AUGAAUAAAUUCGUUGCAGUUCUAUUAAUAGCUUGCUUUGCUUUUACUUAAGUCCAAGCUCAUUUCUAAGGGCAUAAAUGUGCUCAUAAAAGAAUGAAUCAAAAGUUAGACAAAGAAAUUGUUGACUUGAUUAUCGAUGAAAAUGAAAGACAUCUCUAAAAUGCUAAACCUAGAAACUUCAAGAUUACCUAUGAUAUGGCUUAUUUCGAUAAUUUACCUAAUACUCCUGAAAUGUAAAUCUUUAGAAGAAACUGUGAAAAGGCUAUCAAGAUAGCUUCUAAUUUCUUCAACAAACUUAUCACCAUCGUCCCUAAACCUAAAGGUUCUAUGAAAUGGGAUCUCAGAAGAGAUAAGUGUGGUGAAGCUACUAUCCCUGCUGCUGAUAAGACAACUGAUAAGGAUAGUGAUCUCCAUUUAUACGUCACUUUCACUAAUGAACCUUAAGAAACUUAUCUUGCUUAUGCUGGAUGGUGCAAAUUCGUUAGAAUUAUAGGUCCCACUCACGGUUAAGUAAACUUCAACUUGGGUAUCUUAUAAACCUAAAAUUUUGCCAAUUCUCAUGUAUUCUAAGGUUUAGUUGGGACUGUUAUCCACGAAAUAACUCACGUUCUUGGAUUUUCUGAUUCUGACUUUGCUAAUUGGGUUGAUGCUAAUAAGAAACCUUAUGUUAAUCCUACUGUUGAGUAAACUGUUAGAGGCAUGAAAACUAAAUUCCUAAAAACACCAAAUGUUCUUGAAUUUGCAAAAAAAUACUAUGGAUGCAACACUAUUCCUGGUAUGGCGCUUGAAAACUAAGGUGAUGAAGGUUCAGCUGGUUCUCACUGGGAAACUACUAUUAUUCAAGAUGAAAUAAUGAAUGCAUCAGAUUCCCCAACCAUUUCUAUUUUCACUGGUUUUACUGCCGCUUUGCUAAGAGAUACUGGUUUCUAUGCUUCUGUUAACUCAAAUAUGGAGGAAAAAUCUUUCUAUGGUAAAGAUGCUGGUUGUUCCUUCAUUACCGGUUCUUGUGAUGACAAAAAAAGAGAGUUCUGUACUGAAGGAUCUUUCGAACAAAAAUGUGACUAUUAUUAUCAUGGUGUUGGAUAAUGUAACUCCUCUUAAGAUUUAGACGAUGGUUGCAACACGAUUUAAACUUUCAAUAAUGCUAAAUGUUAUGAUGAUUCAAACCACUUCUAGAAUAAUCCAACUUAUAAAAGUGCUAUGGGAGUUUCUCUUGGAUCUAACUCUAAGUGCUUUAACAGCUCACUCAUUAGUGAAAAAUAUAAGCCUAUCAAGGAAUAAGGUUUAUGCUAUACCUAUACUUGCACUUCUGCCAAUUAGGUAAUUGUUAGCGUUGGAGGAACUAAAGUUACUUGCUCUAAGAAUGGCUAAUAAUUGAAGGUUCCUGGUUACACUGGUUUACUUACUUGCCCUGAAAAGCUUGAUUAAUUCUGUGCUUUCAAGAAGUUAUGUCCUAGUAAUUGUAGUUCAAAUGGUUUUUGCAACAAUGGAACUUGUAUUUGCAUGAAUGGUUUCAGAGGAGCUGCUUGUGACUAAGUUGCUUGA